GUGUGUGUGUGCACUUUGGAUGGGUUAAAUGCAGAGAACAAAUUCUGAGUAUGGGUCACCGUACUUAGCCGUACGUCACGUCACUUUCACUUAUAUAUAUAUAUGUAUAUUUAUAAUCUAUAGUCUGCGACGUACACCGCGAUGUACACUGAUGAGACGUACACCACGAUGUACACCGCGAUGUACACCGACGAGACGUGCACCACGAUGUACACCGACGAGACGUACACCGCGAUGUACACCGACGAGACGUACACCGACGAGACGUACACCGCGAUGUACACCGACGAGACUUACACCGCGAUGUACACCGAGAUGUACACCGACGAGACGUACACGCGUUGUACACCGACGAGACGUACACCGCGAUGUACACCGACGAGACUUACACCGCGAUGUACACCGAGAUGUACACCGACGAGACGUACACACGAUGUACACCGACGAGACGUACACCGCGAUGUACACCGACGAGACGUACACCGCGAUGUACACCGACGAGACGUACACCGCGAUGUACACCGACGAGACGUACACCGCGAUGUACACCGACGAGACGUACACCGCGAUGUACACCGACGAGACUUACACCGCGAUGUACACCGACGAGACGUACACCGCGAUGUACACCGACGAGACUUACACCGCGAUGUACACCGAGAUGUACACCGACGAGACGUACACGCGAUGUACACCGAUGAGAUGUACACCGACGAGACGUACACCGACGAGACGUACACCGCGAUGUACACCGACGAGACGUACACCGCGAUGUACACCGACGAGACGUACACCGAGAUGUACACCGACGAGACGUACACGCGAUGUACACCGACGAGACGUACACCGCGAUGGACACCGACGAGACGUACACGCGAUGUACGCCGACGAGACGUACACGCGAUGUACACCGACGAGACGUACACGCGAUGUACACCGACGAGACGUACACGCGAUGUACACCGACGAGACGUACACGCGAUGUACACCGCGAUGUACACCGACGAGACGUACACCGCGAUGUACACCGACGAGACGUACACCGCGAUGUACACCGACGAGACGUACACCGCGAUGUACACCGACGAGACUUACACCGCGAUGGACACCGACGAGACUUACACUGCGAUGGACACCGUGAUGUACACCGACGAGACGUACACGCGAUGUACACCGACGAGAUGUACACCGACGAGACGUACACGCGAUUUACACCGAUGAGAUGUACACCGACGAGACGUACACCGACGAGACGUACACCGCGAUGUACACCGACGAGACGUACACCGCAAUGUACACCGACAAGACUUGCACCGCGAUGUACACCGACGAGACAUACAUCAGCCACUAAAGUCCUCGAAUGGACUUUCUGCACAGCACACACUGAAAACACUGCACACAUAUGCACUUUAUUAUCAGUCAGGCUGUAAACAUCUGCUGUAUUUUUUUAUUUAUUUUCCCCUCUGUACAGGAUUCUGUUUAAUUUGACAAAUUUUACAACAUGGAUAGUCAUAAAAAGUUGUAAAAUAGGUUUAUACUUGAAGAUGAUUGGUAGUAGUGGUGCUUUUGGUGACGGUGGUGUGUGUGUGUGUGUGUGUGUGUGUGUGUGUGUGUGUGUGUGUGUGUGUGUGAAAUCUGUAUUGUUUUUACAUAUACCACAGUGCUGUUGAAUUCUCUUUUCUGAUUGGUCAGUAGGUGUAGAUUAUUUUUCUCUAACAGCAGCUCUGACUAUAGUUACAGCUACGAGGUUUAUAUAAGAACUGCUUUUACUGUAUGGUUUCUAUAGUAACCACUUAAACGGAUCUGCGUAAUCGUUGAUAUGGUGAGGUUUAUACAUCCUGACACAAAUAUCUUAAUGGAUGUCUUUGCAGAAGUAUGCAGUGGUCUUUGCAGAAGUAUUAACCUACACACACACACACACACACACACACACACACACACACACACACAUAUAUAUAUCCAUAGGGGAGAAAAGUAAAGAUAGAAACAGGAUGGAGAAAAGCAUGUGAGGUAGAGUCAUUUAUCUUUAGUGCUCUGUGUGUGUGUGUGUGUGUGUGUGUGUGUGUGUGUGUGUGUGUGUGUGUGUGUGUGUGUGUGUGUGUGUGUGUGUGGUGGAAAAGGAUGUGCCUAGAGAGCUCGUAGGAGUACUAACCCGCAAUGAUUUAUGACUCAUUCUGCUGAGACACACAGGUUACACACACACACACACACACACACACACACCAGCUUUAUUCUAUAUGUGACACAUAAAUCAGGGAGACUUUAAAUAUCUCCUUUUCUGCCUCCUUUUAUUCGACCAAGAGGAGAUAACAGGGAUUUACAAAUACACACAACCAUUUUCAUACUGUGUGGAGAUAAAGAGAGAGCGUGUGUGUGUGUGUGUGUGUGUGUUUUUGUGUGUGUGCAUACUUUUAAAGAAGUGAUUCACUGAUGCUUUUCGUUCCAGUUUUUCUACCAAUCUUCUUCUUAAAUCUUGAAGUAGGCUGUUUUUUAUUUCAGAGAUAUUUAAACUGCAGUUUUAUUUGUUAUUUUAUUAAAGCGUUAUAUUAAAUCCUUUUGCCUGUCAAAUAUGUCAAAGGAAAUACAAUGCACAGGAUCCACAUGAUCAUUUAAUCUUCCUGCAUGCCUCUUUUUUGAAUAAGAUUAACGUCACAACGUUAAAUUUUUCCUCAAUUAAAAAGUCAAUGAUGCAAAAAUCACGAUUUAAAUUCAAACCAGGAAUCGAAACAAAUAUCGUCAUGCUGUGGACCAUUAGUCGCCUGGGUUACGUAGGUAUGUAUGUGUGGGCGGAGCUAUCGAUACAGGGGUGGGGGGGCGUUUGGUUUAGGGGCGUGUUUGUUUUGGUGAUUUCAAAAGUCGACAUUGGCUUUCAAAAAUUGGAGACCCUGCCUUUAAGUUCAGUUUUCUGACCCAGAAAUUAGACCCGCCCUUGUCAGAAUACAACGACACGACUAAAAAACGUUUGAGUCCUAAGGUUCUAAUCUGAGCCUCUGCGGCUCGCCCGACGUAAAUCCUUCGGCCUUGAAUCAGAUCGAUGUCUGCCAUCGAUUACAUUAAAGUAGAGAUUAAUAAUUUAAAGGCACUCAGCGGAGUCGUGAGAGGAGGAGAGAAGGAAGGGGAGAGGAGGAGAAGAAGAAGAGCUUCCUACGUGGGAGUCUUUUUAGUGUUUUUUAUGACGCAACUCUAUUGCAUCUAUAUUGUAAGAAAUACAAUUCAUCCGGAACAAAUUUAAAUCCUGGAUGAAAGAUGGGAUCAUUUAUGACUUUUGUGGUCAAUGCUGUAAAAAAUAAACACAAUCAAAGACAAAGUGUUGUGAUGAAGUGUCUGAUACCAUCAUGAACUGAUAUUUUCUCAUAACAGCAUGUCUGGACACGCUGUAUUCCUCUUACACCACAACAAUUUACUAAUAUAGCAGCAAGCAGCGAUUGAGGGGCCCAAGCACCAAGUGCUCAGCUGCACUUUUAUAUCAGCUGAUAAGUAAGAUUAGUUCCUGAUCUCACAAUUUAGCAGGAAUGAACAGUCAUUCCCUCAAUGGCCUCUCUCUCUUUCUCUCUCUCUCUCUCUCUCUCUUUCUCUCUC
This is a messenger RNA of Tachysurus fulvidraco (yellow catfish), 3579 nucleotides long. RefSeq lists its product as uncharacterized. The coding region runs from base 142 to 1221 and encodes 359 amino acids. NCBI's taxonomy places the organism in Eukaryota, Metazoa, Chordata, Actinopteri, Siluriformes, Bagridae. The transcript has a single exon. The record is from RefSeq and is a predicted model, not a curated record.